GAAGGGGUUUGAAGGAAGAGGCAGACAGGGGGAGUGGAACUCUGGGGACCGCGCUUUCACAUGGAAAGCAGCAAGUUUGACUCGCAAUCUCAUUCUCAAAAGAGAGAGAGAGAGAGAAGGGGGGAGAGAGAGUUGCAGGUUCUGGCCUUCACGCUCCAUUCUCGCGCUCUCUUUCCCUCUCCCUCUCUGCUUCUCGCUCUUUCUCUCACCGGCAAUAACGCGUGACAUCCACCGGCCGCACCGAACCCCCCCUCUCUCUCUCUCUCUAUACAAGCCGCUACGCAAAGCUGCGCAGCAGGAGGCUUGUGAUAAAGUGUGGGGAGCCGGAAAAAAGAUAAAGGAAGAAGGGAGAAAAGAGAAAAAUUAAUCAUCCUAUCAGAACCCCGUUUCCACCAACUGGGGUUAGUGAUCGGAGUAGGUCGUACCAUUUUUUUUUUCAGCUCAACCACUAUUGUUUUAUUUAGUGGGGAGAGAAAACAAAAAGGAAUUGAUUUUCUUUCCUUCUCUUACAACCUUCUGCUCCUUUUCUGUCUCUGUACUUCAUGCUUUUCCAUGAUUGACAAGGAGAUAGCAAAGCCCUUUCCUUGUUUCAAAAUAAUUUGAAUUACUGGUCCUUCUUCCUUCUUUUCACCAUUUGCUUCAAUCUGAAGGAUUGCUGGUUGGUUCUUUGUGCUCUUCUGAGACUAAAGGAGUGCAGAAGAAGAUAAUUUGGGGCUGUCCCCUAGACGGUUGGCUUCUUCCAACUUCGUUUCUUUUAAUCAGUGUUCAUGUUUAAGCGCGGUAUCGUUGGUUUCUAGCGUUUCGGUGUAGAUGGGUUCCCGUAUUCUGAGAUGGUUGGGUGCUUCGGUGUUGAUCCUGCUUUGCUUUUCUACGGCGUCAGCAGGUGCAGCCAACACCUGCGACGCCAAUGACUCUCAGGCGUUGAUGGAAUUUGCCGAGAAUCUAAUAAACGGCUCUGUUUUGGCAAAAUGGGUCCGUGGCGCUGAUUGCUGUUCUUGGCAAGGUGUCUCUUGCGCUACCGCGAUAAAUGCAAGCUCCAGCAGAGUGGUGAGAUUGGUCUUGAGCCGGAGUGGCCUCACAGGGACGAUUUCUCCGUCACUGGGGCGUUUGGACCGCCUGCAGUAUCUUGAUCUCUCACUGAAUUCGCUUAGAGGUGAAGUACCGCAAGAGGUUUCGAAUUUGACGCAGUUGGAGUUUCUUGACAUCAGUUAUAAUAAACUGAACGGUUCGUUUUUCAACUCUGCUGGAGCCGGCUUGAAUUCAAUCCGAUGGUUGAAUAUUUCCAGUAACCUCUUCAAUGGUACUCUUCUUGAUUCAAUGCCUGUUUAUUCAAAGUUGAUCAGCUUCAAUAUCAGCAAUAAUUCUUUCGGCGGACCUAUCGCAACCAUCCUUUGCAACCGAUCCGCUGCUGUUCAAGUUCUGGAUUUCUCAAGUAAUUCGUUUUCCGGCAAAAUUCCUGAAGGCCUUGGCAGUUGUACUUCUCUGAGCCAGUUGUUACUGGGUUCUAAUUCUCUUGAUGGGGAGCUCCCCAGUGGUUUGUUUAGCUUGGCAGCGUUGGAGCAACUAUCGGUUCCGGCCAAUAACUUUUCAGGUGAAUUGAGUGCCAGAAUCAGUAGCCUUGUGAAGCUCAAGUCAUUUGUCAUCUCCUGGAACCGAUUCUCUGGCUCCCUCCCGGAUGUUUUUGGAAAUCUGACCAAUUUAGAACAGUUUUCUGCUCAAUCAAAUUCCUUCUCAGGUCAGCUGCCACAUUCUCUUGUCCUCUGUACUCAAAUGCGAACACUCGAUCUACGGAAUAAUUCUCUUUCUGGGGAGAUUAAUCUUGACUUUACGGGUAUGAUUCAUCUCAAUUAUCUUGAUCUCGCUACGAAUAGAUUCGUGGGUACACUUCCUUCUAGCUUAUCAAAUUGCAAAGAGUUGGAAACUUUGAGUAUUGCUAAGAAUAGUUUCCAUGGUGAGAUUCCUGAUGAAUUCAGAAUGCUUCAGUCUCUUUCCUCCCUGUCGCUGUCAAACAAUAGCUUCUCAAACAUCUCAAAAACAUUGCGAAUACUGCAGAACUGCAGAAAUCUAUCUACACUCAUUUUGUCAAAAAAUUUCAAAGGAGAGACCUUCCCUGAUAAUAUAGAUGGAUUUGAGAAGUUAACUGUUUUUGCUGUUGGCAAUUGUGGUCUUUCUGGUCAACUACCUGCAUGGUUGCUCAAGUGCAAAAAUUUACAGUUACUGGAUAUGUCUUGGAAUCAUUUCGAUGGAAGCAUUCCAUCUUGGAUUGGAGAGUUAGACAGCCUGUUUUACCUGGACCUCUCAAACAAUUCGCUUGCAGGGCAAAUACCUCUGAGCUUAACGCAGCUUAAAAGCCUUUUGUCAGCCAAUUCAUCUUCGGCAUCCACCAGUUCCAUCAAUUUCCCUCUAUUUGUGAAGAGGAACCAAAGUUCCAACGGUAUGCAGUACAACCAAAUAUCAAGUUUUCCUCCAUCAAUACUUUUGAGCUAUAAUAAGCUCAACGGCACCAUUUGGUCAGAGUUUGGGCGGUUGAGAGGUCUACAUGUCUUGGACUUGAGCAGAAACAAUAUUACAGGGACUAUUCCCAGCUCCUUUUCUAAUAUGAGCAAUUUAGAGACGUUGGACCUCUCUUUCAAUGACCUCGAUGGAUCGAUCCCUGAAUCUUUGAAUGAGCUCACCUUCUUGUCGAGUUUCAAUGUUGCAAACAACCACUUAUGCGGACGAAUUCCUACUGGUGGGCAGUUCUCCACCUUCUCCAACUCAAGUUUUGAAGGCAAUUCUUGUCUGUGCGGUGCACCUCUUCUGCUGACUUGCAAUGGAAAAAAUGGUACAGCAGCAACAUCUGAUGUCAGAAGCCGAGCUGGAAAGAAGACCAUUCUAGGAAUAACUAUUGGCAUUGCAGUUGGGAUUAUGUUACUUCUAGCAGUUGUCCUUUUCAAUAUUUUAAGAAAGGGGGAGGCGAACCGAUGUGAAGAAGAAGCUGAAAUUGGUCGUCCUCUUAGAAUAGGUGACAAUUUGGGUGCAAAACUAGUCCUAUUUCAGAAUCCGGAAGGGAAGGAGCUAACCAUAUGUGACCUCCUUAAGUCUACCAAUAAUUUCGACCAGGCUAAUAUUAUUGGAUGUGGAGGGUUUGGUCUUGUGUAUAAAGCAAUCCUUCCUAAUGGCACAAAAGCUGCGAUCAAGAGACUUUCAGGGGACUGUUGUCAGAUGGAACGCGAGUUCCAAGCUGAAGUAGAAGCACUCUCAAAAGCUCAGCACAAAAAUCUUGUCUCUCUGGAAGGAUAUUGCAGGUAUGGUAAUGACAGGUUGCUAAUAUACUCGUACAUGGAAAAUGGAAGCUUGGAUUAUUGGUUGCAUGAGAGACUUGAUGGAGGAUCACAGCUAGAGUGGGAAACCCGCCUAAAAAUAGCACAAGAUGCAGCAAAGGGGCUCGCUUACUUGCACAAAGCAUGUGUGCCUAAUGUUGUCCAUCGUGAUGUGAAGUCAAGCAACAUUCUCCUGAAUGAUAAAUUUGAAGCUCAUUUGGCUGAUUUUGGGCUAUCAAGAUUGCUAAAGCCGUAUGAUACUCAUGUCACAACUGAUCUUGUGGGAACGUUGGGAUACAUUCCUCCUGAAUACAGUCAGACUAUGACAGCUACCUUCAAGGGUGAUGUUUACAGCUUUGGAGUUGUUAUCUUGGAGCUUCUUACUGGUAAAAGACCCGUAGACGUGUGCAAAUCAAAGGGUUGCUGGGACUUGGUUGCAUGGGUCCGCCAGAUGAAGGCAGAAGGAAAGGAUACCGAUGUGUUUGAGUCAUUGAUGCUGAAUGAAGAUAAUGAAAAGGAGCUGCUGGCAGUCCUUGAUAUUGCUUGUAAAUGCAUAAGCAUUGAUCCAAAACAAAGGCCGUCCAUUGAUCAGGUCGUUUUAUGGCUUGAUGCUGUUGCGAAGGAAGAUGAACAAUCAUAGAUCUCUUGAUUUCCUUAAGCUUCUGCAACAACGACAUAACUUGAACAGCUUCUUCAGCGUCCAACUGUUACUGAAGCUACCAAACUCAGAGCGGUGUUAUCCCUUCUCUAGCUGAGAUUUAUACAUUUGAGUUUGUAAAUAAUACGUCAUGUAAUUUCAUACAAAAUUGAAUUAGUGCGAGGCUUCGACAGCUACUUCUGCUGAAGUAUGAAAAGAUGAGCAACAACCCAGCACAGUGUACUUACUGUCCGUUGUCUAUUUAACAUGCAAUAUUCUUUAGAAGCUGUUGUCAAGAUGUGUUUGUAUGCUAACAUCGAAUACUCACAUGCUGUGUCUCUUGAAUAGAUCACCUGAAAAUUGUGUGAUC
Messenger RNA from Nymphaea colorata (pocket water lily), 4309 nucleotides. Its product is annotated as phytosulfokine receptor 2. The transcript has a single exon. Gene Ontology annotation, molecular function: protein binding; ATP binding; protein kinase activity. Gene Ontology annotation, biological process: protein phosphorylation. Lineage: Eukaryota; Viridiplantae; Streptophyta; Magnoliopsida; Nymphaeales; Nymphaeaceae. The coding region runs from base 811 to 3942 and encodes 1043 amino acids. The record is from RefSeq and is a predicted model, not a curated record.